Rhinolophus ferrumequinum (greater horseshoe bat) is the source of this 1242-nucleotide messenger RNA. It is a transcript of the gene LTA, whose product is annotated as lymphotoxin alpha. Gene Ontology annotation, cellular component: membrane. The record is from RefSeq and is a predicted model, not a curated record. Gene Ontology annotation, biological process: immune response. NCBI's taxonomy places the organism in Eukaryota, Metazoa, Chordata, Mammalia, Chiroptera, Rhinolophidae. The transcript has 4 exons. Bases 131 to 748 code for a protein of 205 amino acids. Gene Ontology annotation, molecular function: tumor necrosis factor receptor binding.
CCUGGGGGCUUCCCCGGGCCCCAGCCCCGGCCUAGAACCCGCCUGCUGCCUGCCACGCUGCCACUGCCGCUUCCUCUAUAAAGGGACCCAAGCGUCCGGGGCCAGGGGCCCCACACAGCAGGUUCUCCCCAUGACACCACCUGGACGUCUCUAUCUCCUGAGGGUGUGUGGCACCCCCCUCCUCCUCCUCCUUCUGGGGCUGCUGCUGGCCCUGCCGCCUGAGGCCCAGGGGCUCCCUGGUAUUGGCUUCUCACCCUCAGCUGCCCGGAUUGCCCAUCAGCACCCCCAGAAGCACUUCGCACAGGGCACCCUCAAACCUGCCGCUCACCUUGUUGGAGACCCCGGCUCCCAGAACUCGCUGCGCUGGAGAGCAAACACGGAUCGUGCCUUCCUCCGCCAUGGCUUCUCUUUGAGCAACAAUUCCCUCCUGGUCCCCACCAGUGGCCUCUACUUCGUCUACUCCCAGGUGGUCUUCUCCGGGGAAGGCUGCUUCCCCAAGGCCACCCCCAACCCUCUCUACCUGGCCCAUGAGGUCCAGCUCUUCUCCUCCCAGUACCCCUUCCACGUGUCUCUCCUCAGCGCUCAGAAGUCCGUGUGCCCAGGGCCUCAGGGACCGUGGGUGCACUCGGUGUACCAAGGAGCUGUGUUCCUGCUCAGCCAGGGAGACCAGCUCUCCACUCACACAGAUGGCAUUUACCAUCUGCUCCUCAGUCCCACUAGUGUCUUCUUUGGAGCCUUUGCUCUGUAGAAAAUCCAGAAAGCAAAAAUUGGUUUCAAGGCCUUCUCCCCAUUUUGCCUCCAUCUUGACCAUUUCAAGGGUCACCACACCGUUCCUUUGACCAUUCCAACAGUCUCAAGUCUCCCCACUCACAUCGCCUGGAGCUUCCAAAGAAGGAUCCCAGGCAACCCAGGAGACCCACCUCCUGAACCGCCCAAAUGCUCAGCUGAGGACUUCAGGCUGCCUGAAGAUGCCCACCCAGAGUUCUUCCUCUGUGCUGCCAGUCCAGGGGGCCUAGCCCUGGACAUGCAGAGGGAGCAGACCUGUGGAGAGUUUGGGUGGAUGGCUUGAGGCAGGGAAGGGGAUUAUUUAUGAAGGAAAAAUUAAAUUAUUUAUUUAUGGAGAAUGGAGAGAAGAGAAUAAUAGAGGAACAUCAGAAAAGAGAGAUAAUGUGCCCAAGAGAUGAAGAUGAGAGGGCAUUGGCACAGAGAUGACCUAUCGAGAAAGAAAACUAGUGGGUCUGA